Messenger RNA from Suillus subalutaceus, 1584 nucleotides. RefSeq lists its product as uncharacterized. Lineage: Eukaryota; Fungi; Basidiomycota; Agaricomycetes; Boletales; Suillaceae. The record is from RefSeq and is a predicted model, not a curated record. The transcript has 7 exons. Bases 1 to 1584 code for a protein of 527 amino acids.
AUGGCAAGAUCAGGUCAUUCCACUCAGUUGACUUCCACUUCUGGAAGACAUAGGGCGCGUCAACCACAGACACAGAAGCUCACGGAUAACGAAAUUUCGGAGUUGAAGAACUACCUUCCUGAGUGGACUUCGGCGAAAAGGAUUGAGAAGAGGGCAGUUUUCACUGCCAUAGCUAGGGCUGCCAGGCUAUUUGCUCCCAAGGUCGACCAAGCACAAUGGAAGAAGAGGAAGCAGAUGUACAAGACAUGGUUGUUCAACAACCAGAAAAAGAAGGAGAGGAAGGACAUGAUAAAGUAUGGGAGGAAAUGGACUCCUAGGCAGGUGAUCUACCAGCAGAAACGGGAGGAGGUGCUGAAGAGGAUUGAGGACGAGUCUGGGGCAAAGCCAGGAGGGUCCCGAGUCAUGGCUGAAUUGUCCGAUGAUGAGUUGGAGAAGGCGAAAGACACGGCUGAAGAAUGGUCCAGCAACUUUCCUCCUCCCGAGAUACAAGCACAAGUGGCUUGUAAGAAGGGACCGGUGUAUAUGGAGCACUUUUCGAAGGAGAUGUGGAGGCAAUGCGGGAUGAGAGUGUUUGUGAUGUCGGCAUGGAAGAAUGAACAGGGAGAGGUGCUGUUUGGGAUGCACGAUGAUAACGAGGCAUUAGGAGAUGGGGAAAGUUUCAUGAAGACGAAGGACUGGGAGGGACAUCGAGCCAGUUUGGCAGGAGUACACGCAGGAACAAUUUCGGUGCUGGGGCACGAGAUGGUGGGCGACAGACUGAAACUUGAGGAGAAGAAAGCCAUCGUCAGAGCAUUUCUCACAUCGCACUAUCGUAUCUGUUCUGGGAUUGUCAAGGCAGUUGUGCCAUGGAGCGCCAUCAUACAAAGUCAGGAUGACUUUGUGGCAAGAACGUAUCUUCCGGCGGAUGUGGACUUGAAGGAGCCUUCGAAGUUGCAACAUUGGGACACGACCGCCUUACUGAAUUUCUGGUAUGCUCGGCAGGAGAAAGGCGAAGGUCCAACAUUCCUGUUCAAAGCAUGGAGGAACAGAGAUGGGGACAUGGUAGCCUCGGUUGUAUCCGGAAAUUCACCUUCUCAUUGGACUCGUAAUGCCAGACGAGUUAUGAUCCGAAGGCCUCGGAAUUCAUCGACCGAAACUGACAGUGAUCCCGAGGCCAAUCACGAGAGUAAUCCAGAGAGCAAUCCUGAGGACGACACUCAUCACAUGGAGGAUGAUGCUGAUGAUGACACAGAGGAAGGUAGAUCCCCGCAAAAGAGACCCAGAACAGAGCCUGGUCCUUCGACAGCACAUGAAGGGACAGCGGUCCCACAUGCAAUUCCAAAGCCUCGCUUGGUCAAUGCAGGGAAGACUGGUGCACUGCUGACAUCGCGAAUGGGCGACCUCCUGACUGGGCUGACUGCGAGAGUCACUCGCAAUGUUCAGGAGGAUGGUGCAACAGAACGAGUCAAUAGGUCGCCGGCGCCGAAGAACAUGCGGGGAAGGAAAGCGGUGAUUGAGCCAUCGGCGAGGACAACCCGGAGUAAGUCAACACAGCAGCCAUUGGACACAAGCACUCGAGUGACGAGAGCAAGGGGAAAGAAGUAA